Molecule: messenger RNA, 1469 nt
Organism: Aegilops tauschii subsp. strangulata
Lineage: Eukaryota; Viridiplantae; Streptophyta; Magnoliopsida; Poales; Poaceae
Product: late embryogenesis abundant protein 17
Biological process (GO): cold acclimation
Cellular component (GO): cytosol
Source: RefSeq, a predicted model, not a curated record
UGUGUACUGCAACACUACAGCCAACGCUACAGCACCAGCACGAGCGAGCAAGUUCCAGAGAAGUUCAACCACAGCGCGCGACCAUGUCGUCGAGGCAGGACCAGCGUGAGGCGAGGGCCGAGGCCGACGCUCGCCGCGCCGCGGACGAGAUCGCGCGCGCGCGGGACGAGCGGGUGAUGCAGGCGGAGAUGGACGCGCGACGCGCGGCGGACGAGAUCGCGCGCGCCCGCGCGGACCGCGAGCACGGCGCACUGGGCGGCGGUGCCUACGCCGAGCACCCGAGCGGCGGCGUCGGCGGCAUCCUGGGGAGCAUGCAGGAGGGCGCCAAGUCCCUGGCCAGCGCGGUUGGCCGCACGUUCGGCGGCGCCAAGGACACCGCCGCAGACAAGAGCUACCAGGCGGCGGACGCCACCGGGAACAAGCUGGGCGAGUUCAAGGACUACACCGCCGAGAAGGCCAAGGAGAGCAACGACAGCGUCGCGCACAAGACGAGCGAGACGGCGGAGGCCACCAGGAACAAGCUCGGCGAGGCCAAGGACUACACCGUCGAGAAGGCGACGGAAGCCAAGGACACCGUGGCGCAGAAGACGAGCGAGACCGCUGAGGCUACCAAGAACAAGCUGGGAGAGUACAAGGACGCCUUGGCCGGGAAGACGCAGGAGGCCAAGGACACCACCAUGCAGAAGGCCCAGCAGACGAAGGACGCCGCCGCCGAGAAGGCGAGGCAAGCUAAGGACGUGACACAGCAGAAGGCCGGCGUGUACACCGACGCCACCAAGGGGACCGCGCAGGAAGCCAGGGACAGGACCAUGGCGACCACGCAGACCCACGAUGCCGAUGGGGGUCAGCAAGGGACCGGUCUGUUCGGGGCGCUGGGCAACAUGACGGGCGCGAUCAAGGAGAAGCUGACGGUUGGCUCGGGCACGCAGCAGCACGACGCCGGAUGGCACGGCCUCCGGCUGGGCGACGAGGACGAGCGCGCGGUGAAGGAGCGCGCGGCGGAGAAGGCGGCGUCCGUCUACUUCGAGGAGAAGGACCGGCUGGCCAAGGAGCGCGCGGCGGAGCGGGUGGACAAAUGCGUCGAGAAGUGCGUGGAAGGGUGCGCCGGCUCCUCCUGCGCCCACCGCAAGGGCAAGAUGUGAGCGGCCGGGCGUCCCACGUGACCGACCGCGGGCGCGUCCUCGGUGCGACGUGCACACGUAUCGCGUUCUCGUGCCAUCCAUGCCGUCACUCCGAGCAUGGCGGCGACAAUAAACUUUAACUCCUAGUGGAGGUCCAGUAGAGCCUUCGUUUUCAAGUUUCUUUUACUACCACCUUUUGUCUAAGUAGUGUAGUGUGUGCGCGUCCCUUAGUUUGAAUCCAUAAAUGUCCUUCGGUUUCAAGUUUCUUUUACUACCACCUUUUGUCUAAGUGGUGUGUGUUCGUCCCUUAGUUUGGUGAAUCCGUAAAUGCUCUACUGCUUUGUUUUA